Molecule: messenger RNA, 1491 nt
Organism: Penicillium argentinense
Lineage: Eukaryota; Fungi; Ascomycota; Eurotiomycetes; Eurotiales; Aspergillaceae
Product: MFS transporter
Exons: 1
Coding region: 1-1491 (496 amino acids)
Biological process (GO): carbohydrate transport; transmembrane transport
Cellular component (GO): membrane
Molecular function (GO): carbohydrate:proton symporter activity
Source: RefSeq, a predicted model, not a curated record
AUGCUUCACAAAAUCGUUGUAAAUGCCUACAAUUUUUGGGUUGUGACCUUCGUGGCCAUUGGCACCAUUGCAAGUGCUUACGGUCUGGCUAUCAUUGGAUCGACCGUCGGACAGCCCAAUUUCUAUACCUACUUUAACUUGCCCACGCAAGGCGAGCCAGGGUAUACGCACACAACCAACAUUAUCGGCGCUCUAAAUGGCAUAAACUCGGCCGGAGCAAUCUUGGGAUGCCUGGGACAGGCCUGGACUGCAGAUUUCUUUGGUCGAAAGCGGACUAUGCAAUUUGGAUGCGUUAUCCUGAUAAUCGGUGGUGCGUUAUGUGCGGGUGCGGUGAACAUGGGCAUGUUUCUUGCAGGUCGCUUUAUCGCGGGCAUGGGAGCGGCCGUCUUGGCUUGCAUUAUCCCGAUUUACCAGGCUGAGGUUUCAACGGCUGAGACACGCGGUGCAAUGGUCUGCGUUACUGGAAUUAUGUACGCCGUCGGAUAUAGCUUGGCAGGCUGGUUUGGUUUCGCUUGCUAUUACAUGAAAGCGACCAGCCCGUACGCAGCUUUCGCCUGGCGGUUCCCGCUGGCCUUUCAAGUCACCUUUCCUCUAGCCGUCCUUGCGGGAAGUUCAUUUAUUCCCUUCUCUCCUCGCUGGUUAUUACAACAAGGACGGCGAAAUGAGGCUUUUGAGAUUGUCCAGCGCUUGCACAAAGCGCCGGAUGACCCCAACGACGUGAGAGCCAAACAAGAAUUCCUCUUGAUGGAGAAGCAAUGCGAGCACGAUCAGUCGAUAGUUAUCCGUCGAUUCGAGAUUUUUCGAACCCCCGCAAACCGCCGGAGAGCCCUUACUGCCUUUUUACUCAUGGCUGGCGACCAAUUCCUGGGCAUUUAUGUCAUUGCUAACUACGGUGUCAUUAUCUAUGGCUACCUUGGUUUAACCGGCGGAAUUCCACUCCUCCUCAACGCAUGCUGGACUACUUUUACCCUUAUUGGCAACACCUGGACCGCCUUUUACUUGGAUCGUGUGGGCCGUCGGACUUGUUUGCUUCUCGGGUCUAUUGGCUGCACUGUGUCCGCAAUUUUCCUUUGUGCUCUGUCAGCCGAAUACUUAGGCACGAGCGUCAAGCAAGGCCUGCAAGCAGCAGUUUUUUUUGCAUUCUUCUACAUCUUUUGGUGGUGCUUCUUUAUGGAUGCGACGCAAUAUGUCUACGUGACAGAAAUCUUUCCGAAUCAUCUGCGUUCCCAGGGGGUGGCAAUCGGCCUCAGCACCUUCUAUCUCACUUCUGAAGUCACACUGGUCGCUGCACCAGUGGCACUCAACACGAUCGGAUGGAAGUUUUACCUGGUUUUAAUUAUCCCUUCGGUUUUCUACAUUGCAGCGACAGCAUUGUUUUGCUGCAUGGAUGGUACGGUCGCCUUUCUCUGUAGUGAGACAGGUCUAGAAUGUGACGAGCUUCUAGAUCAAUUGUGGCGUGUGCCUCGCCUCAUACCGCCUGUCCUCAUAUGA